AUGGAAAGCAACAAGACAAGUGAUAUCAUAGAGAUCCAAGGCUUUGACAUAUCUCCAGGGUUCAUCUACCCUCUAUUUUUCUUACUGCUGUUUGUGUACCUAACCUUGCUCUUCUCUAACAUUGGAGUCCUAGUGCUUAUCAUCACUGAGAAGAGUUUGCAGCAGCCCAUGUACAUUCUCUUUUGUAACCUGUCUGUCAAUGAUCUAAUAGGGAACACAGUGCUACUGCCUCAGCUGAUGGCUCACAUCAUCUCAACAGAACGCUUCAUCACCUACAACCAGUGUGUGGUCCAAGCCUUCUACAGCCACACGUUUGGAUCAGCCUCACAUAUGAUCCUGAUGAUAGGUCUGACAGUGAGGCUCUCCCGUUGUAGAUCCUUUAUUCAAAAUGCUUACUGUGACAACGCAUCACUCUUCAAGCUUUCUUGUGAGGAUGUGUCCAUCAACAAUAUUUAUGGACUCUUCUUCACUGUGCUGCUUUUUAGUUGCUCAAUGGGAGGUAUUGCUGUCACAUACUUCAGAAUAGCUGUCAUUUGCUGGGUCAAGAAAAACAAAGAGAUGAGAAGCAGAGCACUUCAGACCUGUGCCAGCCACCUUGUUCUAUAUCUCAUCAUGCUCUGGUCAGGGUUUUUAACUAUCAUAUUGCAUCGUUUCCCAAAUUACCCAGAUUUAAGGAAAAUUGCUUACAUUUUAUUCCAUGUGGUCCCUGCUAACUUAAAUCCGAUUAUUUAUGGGAUGCAAACAAGGUCAUUGCGUGAAAAGAUUAUUCAAAUUAUGCAAAGACAAGUAACUCCAACCUAA
Messenger RNA from Notothenia coriiceps (black rockcod), 801 nucleotides. Its product is annotated as olfactory receptor 52N5-like. The transcript is spliced from 2 exons. The record is from RefSeq and is a predicted model, not a curated record. Gene Ontology annotation, cellular component: membrane. Gene Ontology annotation, biological process: detection of chemical stimulus involved in sensory perception of smell; G protein-coupled receptor signaling pathway. The coding region runs from base 1 to 801 and encodes 266 amino acids. Gene Ontology annotation, molecular function: odorant binding; olfactory receptor activity. Lineage: Eukaryota; Metazoa; Chordata; Actinopteri; Perciformes; Nototheniidae.